Trematomus bernacchii (emerald rockcod) is the source of this 3085-nucleotide messenger RNA. It is a transcript of the gene ergic3, whose product is annotated as ERGIC and golgi 3. The record is from RefSeq and is a predicted model, not a curated record. Gene Ontology annotation, biological process: retrograde vesicle-mediated transport, Golgi to endoplasmic reticulum; endoplasmic reticulum to Golgi vesicle-mediated transport. Lineage: Eukaryota; Metazoa; Chordata; Actinopteri; Perciformes; Nototheniidae. Gene Ontology annotation, cellular component: Golgi membrane; endoplasmic reticulum; COPII-coated ER to Golgi transport vesicle.
GCAGGAAUCUGUCGGUAACAUUUGUGUGUGUUUAUCGGCGGGUUUUCUGCUCUACAACAUGGAAACGUUUAAUAAAUUAAAACAGUUUGACGCUUAUCCCAAAACUCUGGAGGAUUUCCGAGUGAAACGGGGAGGAGCGACCGUGACGAUCAUCAGCGGGAUCAUCAUGUUGAUCCUGUUCGUCUCCGAGCUGCAGUAUUAUCUCACUAAAGAGGUUCACCCUGAGCUGUACGUGGACACGUCGCGAGGAGACAAACUCAAAAUCAACGUAGACGUCCUUUUCCCUCACAUGCCCUGCGCCUAUCUCAGUAUAGAUGCGAUGGACGUGGCCGGCGAGCAGCAGCUGGACGUCGAACACAAUCUCUUCAAACAGCGGCUGGACAAAGACCUGAAGCCUGUCACCAACGAGGCAGAAAAACACGAUCUCGGUACGGCGGACGAUGGACAAACGUUCGACCCGAGUUCACUCGACCCAAACAGAUGUGAGAGCUGCUAUGGAGCGGAGACUGAAGACCUGAAAUGCUGUAACACGUGUGAUGAUGUUCGGGAGGCGUACCGGAGGCGCGGCUGGGCUUUUAAGAACGCCGACACCAUCGUUCAGUGUAAGAGAGAAGGAUUCACGCAGAAGAUGCAGGAGCAGAAGAACGAGGGCUGCCAGGUGUACGGCUUCCUGGAGGUCAACAAGGUUGCAGGAAACUUCCACUUUGCUCCAGGAAAGAGUUUCCAGCAGUCUCACGUCCACGUGCACGCUGUGGAAAUUCACGACCUGCAGAGUUUCGGCUUAGACAACAUAAACAUGACCCACCUGAUAAAACACCUCUCGUUCGGGAAAGAUUACCCCGGCAUCGUGAACCCUCUGGACGACACGGACGUCAACGCACCUCAAGCAUCAAUGAUGUACCAGUAUUUUGUGAAAAUCGUUCCUACCAUCUACGUAAAAACUGACGGAGAGGUGGUAAAAACAAACCAGUUUUCCGUCACCAGACACGAGAAAGUGGCCAACGGGCUGAUAGGAGACCAGGGGCUGCCGGGCGUCUUUGUUUUAUACGAACUGUCCCCUAUGAUGGUUAAAUUCACAGAGAAACACAGGUAGGAGAAAUAGAAUUCUUUAUUGUCAUCAGUGUGUGCCAUUAUUGGAGGAGUAUUUACAGUUGCCGGAUUGAUCGAUUCGCUCAUCUACCACUCAGCUCGGGUCAUCCAGAAGAAGAUAGAGUUGGGAAAAGCCUCCUAACAGCGCCCCCUGCUGGCCUCCACGGUGAAAAAAAAAACCAGACAGAAAAGAAAGGACAGAGGGAGACAGAGAGGUUUUAAAUCCGCCACGUUUUCGAUUCCUCUGUCUCUCUUUUCGUUCUGGAAAAAGCACUGAAGAGGAACUUUUUGGGGGCAUUUUGCUCUCCGGUUAAAAUGUAACGGAGGGUUUUUUUGUGAUUGAACUCAAGAGAGGAAGCUUCUUUUUCUUCUUCUUCUUCACGGAGGACGGGAACUUCACUCUCUUCUUUAACGUCCUGAUUCAGCGUCGCCCACAUUCGUUAGAGGAUCCAAAGGGGUGAGGAUGAGAGGGAGGCUUUUUGGGAAGGAAUACGUCACCCCAAAUUAUUCAUUUUCAUAUCAGUAACUCUUUUCUCCAUUUAACUUGUGAAGAACCACCAUAUAUAACAAGUUGUGUGAAGUUGAUUAGACCUUUUUUAGGGUGAAAUGUUCCUUUAAAAGACCAAAAGUACUUCAAUACCAGCUGAUUUUCUCUGAUUUUCAGCUGAAUAACGACACUUUACGGCAGAUAAACGACAUGUCACCCCAAAAAUUAUUCAUUUUCCUAUCAGUCACUCCUUUCAAACUCUUGUACACGUUAAAGCAAAUGUAUCCUUUAAUGUGAGGAAGUGAAGAAAGUGAAGAACGACCAUCUAUUACAACUUGUGAGAAGUUGAUACUAAAAAAUGUCGUGUGAUUUGAUCCUUUGAAGACUUUCUGUACAAAAAAUGCCUCAAAACCAGCUGGUUUUCAUUGAUUUUCAACAAAAUAACGUCACUAUAAGGCAGAUAAAAGAAAUACGUCACCCCAAAUUAUAUAUUGUCCUAUCACUCACUCUUAUCAAACUAUUCCACAAUUUAAAGCAAAGUUAAAAGUGAAGAACGACCAUCUAUUACAAGUUGUGAGGAGUUAAUAAGACAUUUUUUCGGGGUGAAAUGUUCCUUUAAAAGAUCAGAAAUACUUAAAAACCAGCUGAUUUUCACUUGACGACACUUUAAGACAGAUAAAAUAAAUACAUCACCUCUAAAUGAUUAGUUUUCUCAUCAGUGACUUCCUCCUCGACACGUAUUACAAGUUGUGAGAAGUUGAUAAGGAAACAUGUUGGGUGACGUGAUUCUAUAAAGACUUUCUGUACAAAAAAUCCCUCAAAACCAGCAGAUUUUCUUUGAUUUUCAGCUAAAUAACGACACUUUACGGCAGAUAAAAGACCGCAAAUGAUUAGUUAUCUUAUCAGUUACUUCCUCGAUGUAACAGCAGAAACCUUAAUAGAAGAAACAAUGUAUUUAAUCCAGAAUCACUAACAGGACACAUAAUCAUUUUUUCUCGAUAAGAUCUAAAUGUAUUGGGAAAAAUGUAGGGAUUCGUUUUGUAUUUUUCUGAUUUUCAACAAAAACCACAUUAUUAUUUUCCCUUGUUGGGUGAAGUGUUCCUUUAAAGACUUUCUGUACAAAAAAUCCCUCAAAAACCAUCUGAUUUCCUCAGCCAAAAAAAAGCCACUUUAAAGGCAGAUUUCUGACCUCAAGCUUGAAUUAAAACCCACUCUGUGUAGGAUUUGGUUUUUCUAUCGUGAGAAUCUGAAUGACUUGAGUUUACAGCCGUCAAAACAGGUGCAAAUAGUCAAAAACAAGUAGAAAAUAUGGAUUUAUUUAGCCGGGAACUCGAAGUCAGCUGCUUUUCAUCCGAUAAUAACGUCACAUUCAUGAACAUCCACCUGUUUUAGUGCCAACUCUCCACUGUGACAUGAACUGAUAUUUUGUCUCUCAGUGUUUUUUGGAUUCAUGCAUUUCUUUAAAUCCUACACACAGUGGCUUUAAAAUAAAGAGAUUUUAUUUGAAAA